This is a messenger RNA of Coccidioides immitis RS, 724 nucleotides long. RefSeq lists its product as uncharacterized. The record is from RefSeq and is a predicted model, not a curated record. NCBI's taxonomy places the organism in Eukaryota, Fungi, Ascomycota, Eurotiomycetes, Onygenales, Onygenaceae. The transcript is spliced from 2 exons. Bases 504 to 719 code for a protein of 71 amino acids.
CCGAGGAAUAGCUGAGAGCAAAUACGCCCUCGAAAUUAUUGCCUUGGUCGAUUGAUCAAAACCUGCAUAACAGUGGACAUACUCUGCGGACACCUUCGAAUGGGCGAGAAUCGGGUGGAUUUUCGAAGUUGGGAAGGCAAAGGUGAGAAACACAACUGUUAGGCCGUCAUAUAGCAUUGCAGUUCCUUUUCGCUCCGUCAUCCUAGAGGAUUUUGCGUCUGUGUGGGUGAUAGGUUGAAAGUCGGAGAUUGUUUCAUAUGUCUCAACCGAGGUUAUCUGUCCAUCUGUGAAUAUCGAUCUGUGGAAAAAGGAGACAAUAGUACAGGGGCCAAAGAAAGAAGGGAAAAAAGGGGAGGGGGGUUCUGAAUUUAUCAUUGUCAACAUCCUCAAAUGGUGAAGAGUCCCGUUUCGGUCCGAGACGGAAACCAUUCCAUUACAUCGGGCGCUGCAUUGGUUUUCUAUUUUGGACGCAAUCACGGAUUUCGGCCUAGACUAAAGUCGACAUGGCUCGUGGACGAGCCGUCAAGACAAUCAUACCACUAGGGCUACAUCAACUCCUAAGGAUUCGUGGAAAUUUGUGGCCCAUUCAAGAUCCGGCAUGCUCCUACGAAGUGCAGAGUCAUCGUCCCGAUAUGCAGAUGCCUGAAUCCGUACGGUCCAGACAUAUGGCAAACAAGCCAUCUGAGCUACUUCCAGGGCGUUAUAGAUACUAUUUAUGAUGAAA